Heterocephalus glaber (naked mole-rat) is the source of this 2025-nucleotide messenger RNA. It is a transcript of the gene Slc10a4, whose product is annotated as solute carrier family 10 member 4. Gene Ontology annotation, molecular function: bile acid:sodium symporter activity. Gene Ontology annotation, biological process: bile acid and bile salt transport. The record is from RefSeq and is a predicted model, not a curated record. Gene Ontology annotation, cellular component: membrane. NCBI's taxonomy places the organism in Eukaryota, Metazoa, Chordata, Mammalia, Rodentia, Bathyergidae.
GGGCGGGGCUCGGCGGCCCUAGGGGCUGCGCUGUCUCCGCGCCACCCAGCGCGGCUGCGGGACCGAGGACAGGGGACGCGGCCGCACCGACGUCAGCGGCGCAGCCGGCGGGAGCCCAGGCUCGGAGCCGAGCCCGCGGCGGCGCGGACCGACGGACGGACAGACGCGCGGACAGCUGCGCUUGCAACCUGCGGCCUCCGCGGACGGCGCCAUGGACGGCCCGGACAACGCCACCCUGCUGCUGCUCCACGCUCUCCUGCCCGAUAACUCCACGCAGUCGCCCGGCGCCAGCAGCCCGAGCGCCGGCGCGCACCUCCCGCCGGCCGCCGCCUCCAGCGCGGGUCCCAGCGCCGCGCUCGGCCUGGCGCCCCCGACCCCCGGCGGCUUCGCGGGGAGCCGGGGCGCGUCGCCCUUCUCCCGGGCCUGGGCGCCCCACGAGCCCCCGUUCUGGGACUCGCCGCUGAACCACGGGCUGAACGUGUUCGUGGGCGCUGCCCUGUGUAUCACCAUGCUCGGCCUGGGCUGCACGGUGGACGUGAACCACUUCGGGGCGCACGUCCGCCGCCCGGUGGGCGCGCUGCUCGCCGCGCUCUGCCAGUUCGGCCUCCUGCCGCUGCUGGCCUUCCUGCUGGCCCUCGCCUUCAAGCUGGACGAGGUGGCCUCGGUGGCCGUGCUCCUGUGCGGGUGCUGUCCCGGCGGAAACCUCUCCAACCUCAUGUCCCUGCUGGUGGACGGCGACAUGAACCUCAGCAUCAUCAUGACCAUCUCCUCCACACUUCUGGCCCUGGUCUUGAUGCCCCUGUGCCUGUGGAUCUACAGCCGGGCCUGGAUCGACACCCCUCUGGUGCAGUUACUUCCUCUGGGGGCAGUGACCCUGACCCUCUGCAGCACUCUCAUCCCCAUCGGGCUGGGCGUCUUCAUCCGCUACAAAUACAAUCGUGUGGCCGACUACAUCGUGAAGGUUUCCCUGUGGUCUCUGCUAGUGACUCUGGUGGUCCUUUUCAUACUGACUGGCACCAUGUUAGGACCUGAACUGCUGGCAAGUAUCCCCGCCGCUGUUUAUGUGGUUGCCAUUUUUAUGCCUUUGGCAGGCUAUGCCUCAGGCUAUGGUUUAGCUACUCUCUUCCACCUCCCACCCAACUGCAAGAGGACUGUGUGCCUGGAAACGGGCAGUCAGAACGUGCAGCUCUGCACCGCCAUCCUAAAACUGGCCUUCCCGCCUCGCUUCAUAGGAAGCAUGUACAUGUUUCCCUUGCUUUAUGCUCUUUUCCAGUCUGCGGAAGCAGGUAUUUUUGUUUUAAUAUAUAAAAUGUAUGGAAGUGAAACAUUGCACAAGCGAGAUCCUCUAGAUGAAGAUGAAGAUACAGAUAUUUCUUAUAAGAAGCUAAAAGAAGAGGAAAUGGCAGACACCUCCUAUGGCACAGUGAAAACUGAUAAUUUAAUAAUGAUGGAAACCACCCAGACUUCUCUGUAAACGUGGAGAUACACAGGAGCUUCUAUCUUGCUGAAAUAUUAAUUCAUACUUAUGGCCUGUGGUGGUGUAUAUGGUUUACAUAACGGAUAACAGUUGGUUUGCUUCACAUGUAACACUUUUGAUCUUUCCAUUGUAAAGUUGCACUGGUGUAGUAACCAAGUGUUUUCAUAGAUUACAAAUCAAUGUCUUAGUAUAACUUGCACCUGCAUCUGCUAAAGUGAAGCUCCCUCUGGUUCAGUAUGCUUUUUGGGUUUUGCCAUUACCAAUUUCUACGACUGCUUCACAAAUAGAAACUACUGUAUUAGAAAACAGGGUCUGGAAAUGUAGUUUCAGUGCACUGUCUUAUUUGAGUAAAGACAAGCUAUCUGUAAAACAUAAUUGAGUUUACUGUAAAACAGAAGUGUGCUCUCUCAACAUGUAAACACUUGAUAACGUUGAAUUUUGACCUGUACUCAGAAAAAUCCCAAACAGGUCAACGACACAGUGAAAUAUAGUAUUUGUCAACCCAGUAACAAAUUACAUAAAAAAAAUUAAUGUAUUUGAUUACUUGA